AAGUAUUAGCUUCAAUUUGUUUCUUACGGAAAUAUGGCUGCAUGCUUGGUCCUCAGGCGACAAUUAUUCUCUUUAACAAGGAUUUUUUGUGGACCUUCACAUACGAUACCAAGAGCUUUGAGUGUCUGCUCCAGCCAUAAAAGUAAUUUAACCAGGAUUAACCUCCCUCAGACAUGCAACUCUGUUCACGUGGCCACAUUAUCAACAACACCAACGAUCACCGUCACAGAGGAGCCGGACACACUCAUCCAGAAAGUGGCCGUCUUGGUCAAGGGUCAUGACAGAGCUGUGCUGGACAGCUAUGAGUUCUUUGCCACCAUGGCAGCCAAAGAGCUGGGUAUCAGCAUCGGCAAAAUUUCAGAACCACGCUACCAACUAGACCGACUGACAGUGCUGAAGUCCAUACACAUCUAUAAAAAGCACAGGGUGCAGUAUGAGAUGAGAACAUACUACCGCUGUAUUGAGCUGUUGCAUGUCACCGGCUGUACAGCUCAGGUAUAUCUUGAAUAUAUCCAGAGGAACCUCCCUGAAGGUGUAGCAAUGGAGGUAACAAAGACCACCAUGGAGAAAGUUCCAGAGCAUAUCCAUGAAUCCAUGUGGAAGGAUCACCCCACUGAUGACAAACCCAGCCAAUAAAUCACAGAACACAUUUUCUCUGUUGGGAACAUGUAAUGCAAAUGGUUUUAUACCAAUAUGUUCAACUAAGAAUAAAUUAUACAAACAUGUUUUAUAAAAAUUGUGUCCACGUCUGUAAACAUGUGCAUCAGAUUGCAUAUGCUCGUCAUUACCUUUUCUAUCCACCUAGUAAAAACAUUCUGAAUUUAUUGUUCACAA
Molecule: messenger RNA, 834 nt
Organism: Nematolebias whitei (Rio pearlfish)
Lineage: Eukaryota; Metazoa; Chordata; Actinopteri; Cyprinodontiformes; Rivulidae
Gene: mrps10
Product: mitochondrial ribosomal protein S10
Exons: 7
Coding region: 34-636 (200 amino acids)
Biological process (GO): translation
Cellular component (GO): mitochondrion; mitochondrial small ribosomal subunit; ribosome
Molecular function (GO): structural constituent of ribosome
Source: RefSeq, a predicted model, not a curated record